AUGGAACCACCAAAGAAACAAAUCAAGCUAGGGAGUAGUAGCUCCAAUGCAAGAGCAGCAAUACCAACUUCACCACAUUCCAUUGAUGCAAUCAAGAACAUGUGGAGAGUCCAAGAAGGAGAAGAUGAUUGGGCACUUGUAACCUUUGUUGGAGAACAAAUCCAAGACCCAAGAAAGUGUAAGAAGGCAAUGGAGAAGGUGAACAUCGAACCAUGUGUGAAGAUGGACACCCAAACCCUUGAUCUUCUCAAGAUAAGAGAUGAUGUCACAUGGUACAUAAGGAAGCUAGGCUUGAGCAAGCUCUUCAAGCUAGAGUGUAGCGAUGCCAAUGGGCGCAUCUCCAUCUCAGCUCUAUGCCAACUCUUUGGACUUCCCAAUGAGACAGCACAUGACUUCAAGGAGAACUCAAAGAGGAAACAAGCUGCCUUUGCUGAUUGGACACACUUUGCCAAUGAACCAUUCUUGCCUUCAAGGUCAAAGGUGUCUAGAAUCACUCAUCCAGCCAUUCGCUAUGUGCACCGCCUCAUCUCCACCACUUUCCAAUGCAAACAAGAAGCCAACAAGGUCACAACUGAUGAGUUCUACAUCCUCACCACACCAUUCAUCAAGCAUGAGUACAAGGCCAACCUUGGACUUUUACUUGCCAAGACAUUCAUCAAUGUGAGGAAGCUAGCUAAAGACUUGGAAGGCAACAAGAAGCUUUGUGUUCGUUUUGGGAGGCUUAUCACGGCCAUAGUGCAUGUGGGGAUUGACAUUCCCAACUAUGAGCCACUACCCAAGCCAACCCCUUUGGAUCUCCAUGCUCUUCAGCACAUCCACUUCCUAAACCGUUGGACUAAAGACCCAACUCGGUUUUGCUAUGAGUUUCCAAUUGGUCCAGCCAACACUUCCCUUGUCUUGCUGCCACAUGAAGACAUCCCAAGCCUACGCUCAGGAGUUGUCACUUUCCAGCCCAAUGAGGAAGACUUCUAUGUUCCAUCAAGUGAGAAACCAUCAUUCCCCAUGCUCACCUAUCGCACACUUCAGCAUGCAGUCAAGACUCAACGCCGCCACCAAGAACGCCAUGUUCUCACUACUGGCAUGGCCGCGCACCAAGCUCUAGACCGUGUUAACAAGCUGGAGAAGAUAGUGGAAUGCCAAUCUCGCUUCAUCUCACGCCUAGUCCGUGUAGUUCGCCACAUUGCACCGGAGAGACUCUUUCGCCCUUCUUCCACCGCUAGAGAGCCAUAUGAGCCUGACCUUGGUGAGUUCUCACUAGACUCAGAGCUUGGUUCAGAAGGCGAUGACCCCAUAGAUGAGGAAGAGAGUUCUUCUCACUGCCACACAUAG
Molecule: messenger RNA, 1329 nt
Organism: Microthlaspi erraticum
Lineage: Eukaryota; Viridiplantae; Streptophyta; Magnoliopsida; Brassicales; Brassicaceae
Source: the annotation of a GenBank genome assembly